AUGGACGCAAAUAACCCCAACAUCGAGAAGCGAUCAACCCCCCAGUGGGCGUUGUAUCAGCGCGAGAACUUCUGGAAGGCCAACGAUGGACAGGUGCCGCCGUUCAACACUCACCCUAUCAAACUCGAACAACGAGCCCGCGAACGUCUCACCGAGUCCGGCUGGUAUUACGCCUCCUCCAACGCUGGCAUGUCCAACACCCACCUAGCGAACCGCCAAGCCUUCUACCGCCACCGCAUAAUCCCCAACCAACUCGUCGACACCAACAACCGCGACACGACCACCGAGAUCUUCGGCCACAAGGUCGCCGCGCCCAUUGGCUUCGCACCAAUCGGUAUCAACAAGAUCUAUAACCCGCUCGCGGAGUUACCAGUGGCCAAGGUUGCGGGAGAGCUAAAUAUCCCGUAUUGUCUGUCGACGGCUGGGAGUACCGCGAUUGAGAAAGUGGGCGAAGCAAAUUGUAAUGGGCCAAGGUUCUUUCAGUUGUAUAUGCCGCAUGAUGAUGAGUUGACGCUGUCGUUGCUGAACCGUGCGUGGAAGAGUGGGUUUGAUGCAGUUAUGUUGACGACGGAUACGUGGCAGCUUGGUUGGAGACAUGAUGAUGUCGCGAGCUCCAAUUAUGCGUUCUACCGCGGUAUUGGUGCGGACUUGGGUCUUAGUGACCCUGUUUUCCAGAAACGGUGUCGUGAGGACGGCAUCGACCCCGAGAAAGAUGUCCUCGCUGCGUCGACGAAGUGGAUUGAUUCGAUCUGGCACGGUCGUGCGUGGUCGUGGGAGAAGAUUCCUUGGCUCAUUGAGCAGUGGAAGAAGAUUUCUGGAGGUCGUCCGUUCGCAAUCAAGGGCAUUCAAUCCGUGAAAGACGCGAGGAAAUGCGUUGAGUACGGCGUCGACGGGAUUGUCGUGAGUAACCACGCAGGCCGGCAGAUUGACGGCGCAAUCGCCAGUCUUGACGCACUGGAGAAUAUCGCAAAUGCUGUUGGCGACAAACUGUAUAUCAUGUUCGACUCUGGCGUGCGUGGCGCGAGUGAUGUCGUCAAGGCGCUGGCGCUUGGAGCGAAGUUCGUGUUUGUUGGGAGACUUUGGGUUUGGGGAUUGAGUAUUAUGGGUGAAGAGGGGGUUAGGCAUGUUAUGAAGAGUUUGUUGGCGGAUUUGGAUAUUCUGAUGAGUGUGGGUGGGUUUAAUAAGGUUGAAGAAUUUGGGAAGGAUAUUCUGGAAUCAUACCCUAAGUCGUACAGUUUGAUCCCGGAUAAGGUGCUGUAA
Messenger RNA from Aspergillus chevalieri, 1260 nucleotides. RefSeq names its product L-lactate dehydrogenase. Lineage: Eukaryota; Fungi; Ascomycota; Eurotiomycetes; Eurotiales; Aspergillaceae. The coding region runs from base 1 to 1260 and encodes 419 amino acids. The record is from RefSeq and is a predicted model, not a curated record. The transcript is spliced from 4 exons. Gene Ontology annotation, molecular function: oxidoreductase activity; FMN binding.